CGGGCCGCCGCUGUGCCAAGCUGCCGCCACUACUACUCGCCGCUGACGUAUUCAUCGGGCCGCCGCUGUGCCAAAGCCGCCGCCACCCUAUUCGCCGCUCGCCUAUUCAUCGGGCCGCCGCUGUGCCAAAGCCGCCGCCACCCUAUUCGUCGCUCGCCUAUUCAUCGGGCCGCCGCUGUGCCAAGCUGCCGCCACUACUACUCGCCGCUGACGUAUUCAUCGGGCCGCCGCUGUGCCACAGCCGCCGCCACCCUAUUCGUCGCUCGCCUAUUCAUCGGGCCGCCGCUGUGCCAAGCUGCCGCCACUACUACUCGCCGCUGACGUAUUCAUCGGGCCGCCGCUGUGCCAAAGCCGCCGCCACCCUAUUCGUCGCUCGCCUAUUCAUCGGGCCGCCGCUGUGCCAAGCUGCCGCCACUCUAUUCGUCGCUCGCCUAUUCAUCGGGCCGCCGCUGUGCCAAGCUGCCGCCACUCUAUUCGUCGCUCGCCUAUUCAUCGGGCCGCCGCUGUGCCAAGCUGCCACCACUGCUACCCGUUUAUUAACAUUUCGACUGAACUUUGUGAUUUAGUGUUCUUCGUAAAAAGUUCUGAACGUGAUUUUAUUGUGUUUAGUGUAGUGUUUAGUGUUAUUUAAGGAAAUAAAUUUAUAACGUUUUAAGAAAAUAUUUUCGCUUCGCUCUCUCUCUUUAUGUCCUAACAAAUAAAUUUUUGUGACGACUCUGGCCCCCGCUGAACCUACCCCAGCUUCAAAGUGAAAACACGUCGUCACAAUGGCGCCCGAGCAGGGACUAUAAAAGAGAGAAAGAAUAAAUAAAUGAGUGAACAAUAAUUAGACAAAUACAGAUGAAAACCCAGUGAAAAAAAAAACAGUUAAAAAAAAAAAAAAAAAAAAAAAAAAAAAUGUCAAACGAAAAGACAAUGUUGAAGGUCUCCUGGGCCUAUAUGCUAAAGCAAGAAGACUUGGUAACAUAUCUUACUGAAUUCAAUCUUGAUCCAGUUGGAAAAGUGGACGAUCUCCGAAAAAGAUGGGCUAAAUUUCUCCACAACGACCAUGAAGCCGAUGUAUACAGACGGCUUAUAGAGUUGCAGAACAAACAUGAAAGUACCAGUCCGACCAAAUCGCCGACAUUGCGAGCCGUCACAAAACAACCCCUUAUAACCGUAACACCGUGUGGAGCAGAAGCAAUAGUAUUAUCCCCAAUAAAAACAGAGUACGCCCUUCCCCACAUUUCCGCGGAAAGGUCACAUGGAGAGUCAAGCACAGGGGUAACAAACGAUCAAAAAGUACAGAAGAUGUCGCCAACAAACCCCGAAUAUGGAUUUCAAAAAGAUUCUCCGCCCAAGCCAUCCAAUAAUUCGUCGUUACUCGUAAUUCUCGACCAAAUCCGAAAAUGGAAUAUUACUGUUGAAAAUGGAAUGGACCCUAUUGGAUUCGUAGAACGUGUAGAGGAAAUGGCUGAAAUGUACAUCGUGGAAUUGAAUCAAAUAAUUAAAGUAAUGCCAGAGUUGUUACGAGGUAAAGCUUUAAUCUGGCUAAGGAACAACAACCGACACUGGACUACCUGGAACGAAUUUAAGAGUGAUUUUCUGAAAUUCUUUUUGCCACCGAGAUACUUUGAGAAAUUGGAGGAUGAAAUUAGGAGAAGGAUACAGCGUAAUAAGGAGCCGUUUAAGGAAUAUGUACUCUCUAUACAGCAUCUUAUGCAGCACACCAAUAUGACCGAAGAACAAAAAUUGGAACGAAUUUUUAGAAACGCGCAUCCGGAUUAUCAAUGGUACAUUCGCCGUAAAGACUUUACCACACUUUCGGAAUUGAUCUCCUUGGCAGACGAACUCGAAAGCAUACCAAAUAAUUCUCGGUCAGAACAGCCUCGAAAUCAACAAAACUAUAAUCGACGUGCGGACAACUCUAGAAAUAACCUGUAUUGCACCAAUCAAGGUGACCAAGUGCUAAACGAAAGCUCAUCCAAUCCAGAAACGCAGCAGGAUGAACCCCCGGCAAAGAAGAGUAACCAGAAUAUUACAUCAUUGCAAUGUGAAGAAUAUCGCCUUACUGCAACUGUCUUAAUAGAGGGGAAAGCUAUUAAAGCAACUGUCGACACUGGUGCCACUAGCUGUUUUAUAAAAAGAGAAUUUGCGAAAAAAAUCAAGAAAAGGUUUACUUAUUCACGGCAUGAGGCAAAUGUUAUCCUCGCAGACGGCACCACGGUGAACAUCACAAGAUCAACAGUGUUACCUGUUACAUUUGGAAACCAAAGCUCAGAUGUUACAUUUCUCAUCAUGCCGCAAUUCAAGGAAAACAUCAUAUUGGGAUUGGAAUUUCUAAAACAGUUCCACACGACCAUUCACUGCGCCGGUAUAAGUGUCAAAUUAAGUAAGCCAACCACAUCAACGGAGCAUUGUACCGUGGCUAUAGGAGAGGAAACCCCAUCAAAAGAGACAUUAAAUUGACAAUACCCAAACUAAUCAGUGUCCUAAUAUAAGCCCAUACUUCAAAGACCAUCGCAAUUCUCAAAAUUUCAACAUCACGAUGGAGCAAGAUAGCCCCAACACGAAAAAAUUCAAACGGGCGAAGGAGAAUAAUAGCACACCAAGUACAAUCAAAUUGCCAGUCACUGAAAUCCCAACUGAGUCAACGCCAUCGUCCUCGACAGACAAUCCCGUGAACAAUAACACAUUUCUCGAACUGCCAAAUUAUCCCGAAAACCUACAAAGCCGUAUCGAGAAGUUUAAAAACAAUUGGAAAAAGGGACACAAACUGAAGCGAAUUGUUAAACAAGAUGGCAAGCAGUACCGCAUAAUAAUAUCAGCAGACGGGGUAGUGAAGGUAUCUCUCCGAACUUCUGCAAUUGGUCUCUAACAUACCUUCCUAUUCGACCGAGAUAUAGUCGAACCAAAGUGCCCAUGUCGGAGAAAUAAAAGGUUACAUAACACCCUAGGGCUUCCUGGCUAUUGAAACCCAAUAGCAAUAGAGAAAGCAAAUCAAGGAAUCAAAAAUCAGAGGGAGGAAGAGAUGCCAUGUAACGCCCAAAAGUCAUGCUUUCGUUUUUGGGGUACAUUAUUAUUGUCCCCUAGUAGAAAGAAGUAUACUUAAAAUACAACAUUGGAACCCCUGGUGGCAAAUGGCGGAACUACGCAAAACUGUCAGAUUGGGAUCAGCUGCUGUCAUGAGAAAACAACAAUCGUUGUCCAGCCAAAAAGGUAUAAAAGGAGACGCAUUUCACCCAAUCGGGAUCAGUCUUCUGUUGAUGGCUGGUAAGUCAAGUGUGAUUGGGAGGAAGAAAAGGCGCGCAACCUCGGUUGAAUUGAGUCUUAGUAAGCCAAACAAUAAGCCUUGACUAUUUGUGGUGACUGGACUGGACUGAACGCAGGGUCAAGUGAGGGUUGUAGCAAUACUCCCUAUUCUUCGGGCUGCGUUGACGGCGACUGAACGCAGGGUCAAGUGAGGGUUGUAGCAAUACUCCCUAUUCUUCGGGCUGCGUUGACGGCGACUGAACGCAGGGUCAAGUGAGGGUUGUAGCAAUACUCCCUAUUCUUCGGGCUGCGUUGACGGCGACUGAACGCAGGGUCAAGUGAGGGUUGUAGCAAUACUCCCUAUUCUUCGGGCUGCGUUGACGGCGACUGAACGCAGGGUCAAGUGAGGGUUGUAGCAAUACUCCCUAUUCUUCGGGCUGCGUUGACGGCGACUGAACGCAGGGUCAAGUGAGGGCUGUAGCAAUACUCCCUAUUCUUCGGGCUGCGUUGACGGCGACUGAACGCAGGGUCAAGUGAGGGUUGUAGCAAUACUCCCUAUUCUUCGGGCUGCGUUGACGGCGACUGAACGCA
This is a messenger RNA of Musca domestica (house fly), 3822 nucleotides long. RefSeq lists its product as uncharacterized. The record is from RefSeq and is a predicted model, not a curated record. The transcript is spliced from 2 exons. The coding region runs from base 898 to 2448 and encodes 516 amino acids. Lineage: Eukaryota; Metazoa; Arthropoda; Insecta; Diptera; Muscidae. Gene Ontology annotation, molecular function: aspartic-type endopeptidase activity. Gene Ontology annotation, biological process: proteolysis.